CAGAGGUGGAGCUAGGGAAACCCAGGUGGCCUCUCUGAAACCCAGAGCUUAGGCAGCAGAGUGGCCUGGAGCAGCAUGAAGCAGAGCUGGGGACCCAGGCUGCUCAUCCUGGGAGCAGUGGUCCUCAUGAAGGGUCUUCGAGCAGCUCAGCUUGUGUGUGGGCAGCGUGGCCCUGGCCCCCCUGAGCCUCAGGAGGGCAUCACGGUACCUGGCGAGUGGUCGUGGCAAGUGAGUGUGAGGAGGCGGGGAGUCCACAUCUGCAGCGGAUCCCUGGUGGCGGACACCUGGGUCCUCACUGCUGCUCACUGCUUUGAAAAGGCAGCAGUGACAGAACUGAACUCCUGGUCGGUUGUCCUGGGUUCUCUGCAACGUGAGGGGCUGAGCCCAGGGGCUGAGGAGGUAGGAGUGACGGCUCUGCAGCUGCCACAGGCCUACAGCCACUACAGCCAGGGCUCAGACCUGGCCCUGCUACAACUUGCCCACCCCACGGCCCACACACCCCUCUGCUUGCCCCAACCUACCCAUCGCUUUCCUUUUGGGACCUCCUGCUGGGCCACUGGCUGGGAUCAGGACACCAAUGGUGCUCCCAGGACUCUGCGAAAUCUGCGCCUGCGUCUAAUCAGCCGCCCCACAUGUAACUGUCUCUAUAACCAGCUGCACCAGCGUCUGCUGGCCAGCCCAGCUCGGCCUGGGAUGCUGUGUGGGGGCGCCCAGCCUGGGGUGCAGGGGCCUUGUCAGGGAGAUUCCGGGGGCCCCGUGCUGUGCCGCGAGCCUGACGGAUACUGGGUCCAGGCUGGGAUCAUCAGCUUUGCAUCAAGCUGUGCCCAAGAAGACACUCCUGUGCUGCUGACCAACACAGCUGCUUACAGCUCCUGGCUGCAGGCUCAGGCUCAGGGGGCAGUUUUCCUGUCCCAGAACCCAGAGACCCCAGAGAUGAGUGAUGAGGACAGCUGUGUAGCCUGUGGAUCCUUGAGGAGAGAAGGUCCCCAGGCGGGAGCCCCCUCCCCAUGGCCCUGGGAUGCCAGGCUGAAGCACCAGGGGAAGCUGGCCUGUGGUGGAGCCCUGGUGUCAGAGGAGGUAGUGCUGACUGCUGCCCACUGCUUCAUUGGGCGCCAGACUCCAGAGGAAUGGACCAUAGCACUGGGGACUGGAGCAGAGGAGCGAGGCCUGAAGCAACUCAUCCUGCAUGGGGCUUAUACCCACCCAGAGGGGGGCUACGAUGUGGCCCUCCUGUUGCUGGCCCAACCUGUGACACUAGGCCCCAGCCUUCGGCCCCUCUGCCUGCCCUAUUCUGACCACCAUCUGCCUGACGGGGAACGUGGCUGGGUCCUGGGGCUGCCCCGCCAAGGAGCAGGCAUCAGCUCCCCUCAGACUGUGCCUGUGACCCUCCUGGGACCCAGGGCCUGCAGCCGGCUACAUACAACUCCUGGGAGCAACAACAUCCCCAUUCUGCCAGGGAUGGUGUGUACCAGUGUUGUGGGUGAGCCACCCAACUGUGAGGGUCUCUCUGGGACACCACUGGUACAUGAGGUGAGGGGCACAUGGUUCCUGGCUGGGCUACACAGCUUUGGAGAUGCCUGCCAAGGCCCGGCAAGGCCCGCAGUCUUCGUGGCACUCCCCGCCUAUGAGAGCUGGGUCAGCAGUUUGGACUGGCAGGUCUAUUUUGCUGAGGAGCCAGAGCCUGAGACUGAGCCUGGAAGCUGCUUGGCCAACAUGAGCAAACCAACUGGCUGUUAACAGGUGGCUCUGGGAUACUGCAGACACAGUGAGACAAUCCCUGCGUCACUGCCCUUGUCCCUCUCCCACUUCCCCAACCCACAUGUGAUGCCAGGCACGGGGCAGGCCCAACAGCCCAGGGGGCUCUGGGAAGAAGCCUGCCCAGACCAACUGCUGCCCUCACUCCCUACCCUGCAGGACAGGGAGGUGUCACCUGUGGAUGCUCCCCUACACCCAGCUCUGCUGUCCGAGGCAGGCGUCCCCAGCCUUCCCUAGUCUUCAUCCCCUCAGAUACGAUCACACCAGCCACUUACUUUGAAAAUUCAUUUUUUGGGGGAGGGGGAGCAAUUUUCCUUUUUUUUAAAACUUAAAUAAAUUGUUACAAAAUAGA
Nyctereutes procyonoides (raccoon dog) is the source of this 2107-nucleotide messenger RNA. RefSeq names its product serine protease 53 (gene PRSS53). The record is from RefSeq and is a predicted model, not a curated record. Gene Ontology annotation, biological process: proteolysis. Lineage: Eukaryota; Metazoa; Chordata; Mammalia; Carnivora; Canidae. The transcript is spliced from 11 exons. Gene Ontology annotation, molecular function: serine-type endopeptidase activity. Bases 76 to 1737 code for a protein of 553 amino acids.